AUGGCGGAGGAGACCCAACCCAAAGGCCGCUUCAUCUGCUUCGUCGGCAACCUCCCUUACACGGCCACGGCGGACUCCCUCACCGCCCACUUCGCCGCUCUCCAGCCCACCUCUGUCCGUCUCCUCACCGAGCGCGACGACCCCAAAAAGUCGCGCGGGAUCGCCUUUGUCGAGUUUGACCGCUUCGACAGGAUGAAGACGUGCCUGGAGAAGUUUCACCACACCGAGUUUGAGGGGAGGAAGAUUAAUGUUGAGUUGACUGCCGGCGGCGGAGGCAAAACCCCCCAACGCCUCGACAAGAUCAAGGAGAAGAACGCCAAGCUCAACGAGGAGCGCCGCAGCAGGAUGAAGAAGGUGGAGGUCGAAAAGGCCGAGAAGGAAAAGGCAAAGGCUGCUGGCGGUGCUGAGGAGAAGCCUGCUGAGGAGAAGCCUGCUGAGGAGGAGGACGACCAAGCUGGUAUCCACCCUUCCCGCCGGGCGCAGGUCGGGGUCGAGUUCAACGAAGAUGAGGAGGACAAUUUCGGGUAUAGCAAUGGUGGUGGUGGCAGGGGUAGGAGGGGUGGUGGUGGUAGAGGCGGUGGUGGUAGGGGGAGAGGUGGUGGUAGAGGUAGAGGUGGGAGAGGUGGCGGCGGUGGGAGGAAUCAAAAGAAGUGGUAG
Molecule: messenger RNA, 657 nt
Organism: Podospora anserina S mat+
Lineage: Eukaryota; Fungi; Ascomycota; Sordariomycetes; Sordariales; Podosporaceae
Exons: 2
Coding region: 1-657 (218 amino acids)
Molecular function (GO): RNA binding
Source: RefSeq, a predicted model, not a curated record